CGGAGCAGCUCCCUCUUCCGUGGUCGUGUUGCAUCCUAAGUGCGCUUUCUACUUCUAUCUUCUUUUCCCGCUUACGCCGCAAAGCCUUGCCGCGCUGUUCAUCUUCCUUGCCCAGUCUGUACAGAAUGUCGCGCGUCUGUCGAGCUUCUCUUCCUGCCGUGCCCGCGGUGGCAUCUGUGGCCAUGAUGAGAGGGCUUUUGGUCGGAGGCCCUUGCGCAAUUGCGUGCGGUCUCUGUGCUUCUGGGUGAGGCAUUACAGGCCAUGCCCGAUGCGUCUCAGCAAGCUUUUCCAACCGUGUUUUUUUGAAAACUGAGGCAUUUUGAAUUCAGUUUGAAUUCAGUUCGAAAUCGAAUUACACGACGGCACGGCCAGAGUUAAAAGACACUAUACGUUGUAAGACAUUGUGUUGACAAGUCCAACAAAGAUAAAUCAAAUGAAGCUCACGCUUCUCUGCUGAAACCUUCGCCACGGGAAUUUGUUCUUCCACGGCCGGAAUCUCGAGUGAACGAUCACCAAUUUCUUCGACAAGAUCGAUUAAAAAGAGAUCUCGGAGUCGCUAAAAGACAAUAUAAAUCAAUGGAAAUUUGUUUGUAGCUGAUCAAAGUCAAACGGGCGAGGAGGAUGAAAUCUGGUGCACCACUAGGCACUAUGAUUGGUAGUCCUCCACCCUAAACCCAAUCUGAUGCAGCUCCACACGACGCUAUCACUAUGUUUGUUCCACUUUGUUGGUACGUGACGUUCUCGCUGCUUUGUCCAGUGUUGUUGUUCAUCUUCGAUGUGUUUAUUCGUUCAUCUUCGCUGUUCGCGCCCUUCAUGUCUUUGCGAAGAGGUGGGCUCACCGAAUUGAGUGGGUGUCUUGAUCUAUAGUGAUCCUGGUUUUUCGUUUUCCUUGGGAUGAAGAACAGGUUGGUGCAUUAUUUCACCCCGAUAGUUGCAUGCAGUGUGUUUCUCUUUUAAAUCUCUCCUGCUCGGCCUCGCAAAAAUAAACGUCGAAGUUUCGUUUUUGCACUGAAAAAACGGCACCGAAA
This is a messenger RNA of Amoebophrya sp. A120, 1028 nucleotides long. NCBI's taxonomy places the organism in Eukaryota, Dinophyceae, Syndiniales, Amoebophryaceae. The record is from the annotation of a GenBank genome assembly.